Messenger RNA from Schizosaccharomyces cryophilus OY26, 14434 nucleotides. Its product is annotated as midasin. The record is from RefSeq and is a predicted model, not a curated record. Bases 110 to 14290 code for a protein of 4726 amino acids. Gene Ontology annotation, biological process: ribosomal large subunit assembly; rRNA processing. Lineage: Eukaryota; Fungi; Ascomycota; Schizosaccharomycetes; Schizosaccharomycetales; Schizosaccharomycetaceae. Gene Ontology annotation, cellular component: preribosome, large subunit precursor; nucleus. The transcript has a single exon. Gene Ontology annotation, molecular function: ATP binding; ATP hydrolysis activity.
GGUGGAGACCACAAAUAACGAACUGGAAGAAAAUUCAAUUUUUCAAUUAAACGCCAGUGAAUAUUAGCAAGCAAAAUUCAGCUUUUGCACUCUACCAACGCUCAAGGGGAUGGACGAGUUGAUUGAGUGGGUUGCUAUAUACCCUCAAAUAUACGAUAUUUUAGAGCAUAUUCAAUAUGUUCCAACAACUCUUUUGCAGCGAAUUCGCUUGCACCGCUCUUGGUCAGAAGUUGACUACGAUUUGUGGUUUUUGUACGCGUCCGAUGAGAAACGCAAGAGCUGCAAGAUUGAUUAUAAUGGGCAAUUGUGCUCAUAUGAUGAAUUUCUCGUACUUGAGGAUCAAAGAAUUGCCAGAUUAAACGAGCUAGCUGAAGCUCGUAGUUCUAAUGAGAAUGCAGACUUUUUGCGACAAUUGUUAUCAAAUGCAAAUAUUAAUUCUGUUCCACUCAUCGAGUUAGGUGGUAACCUUUUUUUCCAGUUUCAUGAACCUCUGCCCACCACUCUUGUGCAAACAGAAAGCGCCAAAGAAAAUCUAAAUCGUGUAAGUCCUUUCCUUGUAAGAAAGCAGCCUUUGCUUCUGGCUGGCCCAGAGGGCAUGGGAAAAACGUAUUUCAUUACUCAAAUUGCUGCCUUGCUUGGACAAAGGAUUGUUCGUAUCCAUCUUACGGACUCUACUGAUCCUAAAAUGCUAAUAGGUACUUAUACUUGCCCCCGACCAGGUGAAUUUGAAUGGCAGCCGGGUGUUUUAACACAAGCUGUGAGGCAUGGCAAAUGGCUUCUGCUAAGCAAUAUUGAAAAAGCACCUGCCGAGGUUUUAAGUAUUUUAUUGCCUUUGCUAGAAAGACGACAGCUCGUAGUUCCCUCCCGAGGGGAAACUAUUUAUGCAUCGAAUUCGUUCCAAAUGUUUGCAACGACUUCUACGAAGUCCACUAUAUUAGGACAAAGGCUUUGGAAGACUGUUGAAAUGGUUUCUGCUCCCCAUGAAUGCAUCGAAAUUGUGUCAACUAUCUAUCCUGAGCUUUCUUCUAUUGCUCGUAUCCUUUUUUCUGUUUAUAAUGAUAUUUAUGAACUCUUUUUAAAUAGAACAUUCCUUGCAGUUUCUAGGGUGUAUCGGCGGUUAUGCCUUCGUGAUUUUUACAAAUUUACGAAGCGUGUCGCUUUUCUUUAUAGACAUUUCAAUGUGUCUGUUGAUCACGCAACAAUCCCUCAAGAACUUCAGGAUGCUAUUUUUAAAGAAGCUAUUGAUGUGUUCAGUGCUUUUAUACCAAAUAAACAGGGCGUAGAUCAUGUCGUCCGUAAUAUUGCUAUUGAAUUAAAUGUGUCUCCUGAAAAAGCUGAGCAUUUCUUUGAGACCAUUCCCUCUUUCCAUGAUUCCGAGACUACGGUUAAGAUUGGUCGAUCGAAGUUGCCCAAAAUCUCGUCUAACGUUUUCUCAACAAGUAAUUCAUAUGCUUUUACUUCUUCCUCUUUGUCGUUAUUAGAAAAAGUAUCUGUUUCUGUUCAAGCAAAUGAGCCUUUGCUGCUUGUUGGCGAGACGGGUACUGGUAAAACAACCACCGUCCAACUUUUGGCUAAUUUGUUAGGUCAAAGGGUUACUGUUAUCAACAUGUCUCAGCAAACGGAAUCUUCAGACAUGCUUGGUGGUUAUAAGCCCAUAAACGUGACUACCUUGGGGCUUCCUUUACAUGAAGAAUUUAUAAGUUUAUUUGAGGCGACCUUUAGUGUUAAGAAGAAUAUGAAGUUUUUAGCAGCAGCAUCUACUGCUGCUAGAAGAUUUAAAUGGAAAACCUGUUUAAAAAUAUGGAAUGAGGCUUUAUCCCUUUCGAAAUCACUGUUCUUCAAGACUCGGUCGCAGGAAAAUCCUAUGAAGCGUCAAAAGAGAUUAGCAAAUCAGCCAGCUCUGGAAGCUCGUUGGAAAAACUUCAGAGAAGAAGUCGAGCAGUUUGGUAAAAUGCUUGAAGGUGGUUCUAAAAGUUUUAUGUUUUCUUUCGUUGAAGGUGCCUUGGUUAAAGCUAUACGUUCAGGACACUGGGUUUUGUUGGAUGAAAUAAAUUUAGCAUGUAUGGAAACAUUAGAACCUAUUGGACAGUUGUUAAAUUCUUAUGAACCUGGCAUUUUACUAAGCGAUCGUGGUGACGUUAAUCCCGUUGCACCUCAUCCCAAUUUUAGGCUAUUUGGUUGUAUGAAUCCUUCAACUGAUGUAGGCAAGAGGGAGUUAGAAACUUCGCUUCGAUCACGAUUUACAGAAAUUUAUGUUGAGUCCCCUGAUAAGAACCUUUCGGAUUUGUUAUCAAUCAUAAGUAAGUACAUAGGAACCCUUUGCAUUGGUGAUGAUCUCGUUAUUCGUGACAUCGCUGAGUUAUAUCAAACUGCAAAACGGCUUUCUAUUGAUGGUUCAUUAGUCGAUGGUGCAGGACAGAAGCCUCAUUAUACAAUUCGUACAUUGAGCAGAACACUUUGCUAUGUUGCGGAAAUUGUGCCUAUUUACGGUCUUAGACGUUCCUUAUAUGAGGGUUUUUGUAUGUCUUUCUUAACCUUACUUGAUCAAAAUAGUGAAAAUUUACUGUACAAAUAUAUCGAACGCUACACAUUAGGGGAAUUAACGGUCCAACAGAAAAAUGCUGUUCUCAAACAAAUUCCAAAGCGACCGGAAGUUGGUGAUUAUAUAGCGUUCUGCCACUAUUGGCUCAGUAAGGGUUCAUUUCCUGUCAGAGAUCAGGAACAUUACAUUGUUACACCUUUCGUACAGAAAAACCUCUUAAAUAUCACUCGUGCUUGCUCAACUAGAAUGUUCCCUAUUUUAAUACAGGGCCCUACAUCCAGUGGUAAAACUAGUAUGAUUGAGUACAUUGCUGGUAAAACAGGCCAUAGAUUUGUGAGAAUUAACAAUCAUGAACAUACCGAUCUUCAGGAGUAUCUUGGCUCAUAUGUAACUGAUGACAAGGGAUCUUUGGUAUUUAGAGAAGGUAUCCUCGUCGAGGCUCUUAGAAACGGCUAUUGGAUUGUACUUGACGAGCUUAACCUAGCCCCUACUGAUGUCUUGGAAGCCUUAAACCGUCUUCUUGAUGAUAAUCGUGAGUUAUUCAUCCCCGAAACCGAAGCGCUUGUGAAACCACAUCCGGAUUUUAUGCUUUUUGCAACCCAAAACCCACCGGGUGUUUACGCUGGUCGUAAGCACUUGUCUCGUGCAUUUCGCAAUAGAUUUUUGGAAAUCCAUUUUGACGAUAUCCCUGAAAAUGAGCUUGAAACCAUUUUGCAUAUGCGUUGUAAAAUAGCUCCUUCUUAUGCUGCAAAAAUUGUUCAAGUAUUUCGCGAACUUUCUCUUCGUCGUCAAAGUACUAGAAUUUUUGAACAGAAGAAUUCCUUUGCUACCCUUAGAGACUUGUUUCGCUGGGCUUUUCGUGAGGCAGUGGGUUAUCAACAACUCGCUGAAAACGGAUAUAUGCUUUUGGCAGAACGAGCACGCGAUCCUAAAGACAAGUUUGCUGUACAGGAGGUAAUUGAGAAAGUGAUGAAAACUAAAAUUAAUACUGAGCACUUAUAUAAUUUGGACUUUAUAGACUCAAUUAGAUCUGAUGCCACAGUUGGUCCCCUCAAAAAUGUCGUGUGGACCGCGCCAAUGAUUCGGUUAUUUUCCUUAGUUUGGCAUUGCCUUCAAGCCAGGGAGCCUGUGUUGCUAGUUGGUGAUACUGGUUGCGGUAAAACCACUGUCUGUCAGGUUUUGGCUGAAUGUUUCUCCAAACAAUUACAUAUCGUCAAUGCUCAUCAAGAUACGGAGAAUGGUGAUAUUAUUGGAGCUCAAAGACCAUUGCGCAAUCGAUCUCUCAUAAGCAAUACUCUUCAUAUACAACUAUCUGAGAAGUUUAAUGUUGCUCAAGAGCAAUACUCAGUUGAAGAGUUGAUUUCAAAAUUUGAAAGCCUUUCUCCCCUGGAAAAGAAUGAUGACUUAUCUGUUGUCAUUGAAAAACAUAUAAAAAAAUCUAACUCCUUAUUUGAGUGGCAUGAUGGCGCCCUUGUUUCGGCUAUGAAAGGUGGUGAUUUUUUCUUGCUUGAUGAAAUCAGUCUUGCUGAUGAUUCUGUACUUGAACGACUUAACAGUGUUCUUGAAAUUUCAAGAACUCUAACUCUCGUCGAACAUAGUGAUGCCGCUACUGUUUUAACUGCCAAAGACGGAUUUGCAUUUUUUGCGACUAUGAAUCCUGGGGGUGACUACGGUAAGAAGGAACUUUCUCCUGCUUUGAGGAAUCGAUUUACUGAAAUUUGGGUCCCUCCAAUGACUUCGGUUGAUGAUAUUUUUCAAAUUGUGCAAGGGAAGUUAAUUCCUGCCAAAAAACACCUUAGUGAACCAUUAGUACAAUAUGCACACUGGCAUAGUAAAGUCUACCAGAAUGGCACCAACAUAUCAAUUAGAGAUGUUUUAUCUGCAGUUGAUUUUAUUAAUUUAUCUGAGCUUAGCGACGAUAAGCUUACGUUAUUCCAUGCUGUUUCAAUGGUAUUCGUUGAUGCGCUUGGCGCGGUAUCAACGUUUGCUUUUGGUAAUAACAGAAAUAUGCUUUCUGAUGAACGUAAAAAAUGCGCCUCUAAAUUAGGAGAACUUUGUGAUUGUGAUUUUUCAUCUUCUGUUACAGAAGACUUAAUGAUAAGAUUCACCGAAUCCUCUUUCUACAUUGGUGAUUUUGGUAUAGAAUUAGGACCUAGCGUAAAUCCUGAUUCUACUUAUAAUCUUAAGACCCACACUACCAAAAUCAACGCUGCGAAAGUGGUGCGUGCUAUGCAGGUUAGAAAACCAAUCCUUUUGGAAGGUAGUCCCGGUGUGGGUAAGACAAGCUUGAUAUCGGCUCUGGCUCGAGAGUGUGGUUAUCCAUUGGUUCGAAUUAAUCUAUCCGAUCAAACUGAUUUAAUGGAUCUUUUCGGCUCUGAUGCGCCUGUUAAUGGGGGUGAAGGUGGCCAGUUCACAUGGCGUGACGCUCCAUUUUUAUCCGCAAUGCGUCUUGGACACUGGGUUCUUCUUGAUGAAUUGAACUUAGCUUCUCAAACUGUAUUAGAAGGCUUAAAUGCUUGUCUUGACCAUCGUAGUGAAGCCUAUAUUCCAGAACUCGACCGUGUAUUCAAAGCGCACCCUAAUUUUAGAGUUUUCGCGGCGCAAAAUCCACAGAAUCAAGGUGGUGGCAGAAAAGGACUUCCUAAAUCCUUUGUUAACCGAUUUACUGUAGUCUAUGUUGAGCCUUUGUUACAAAGCGAUAUGCUUGAAAUAGCUGGUCAAAAUUAUCGUCAAGUUGACGAAAACUUGCGACUCCACAUCAUUCAGUUUAUGUUCAAGCUUCAGGAGUAUGUGGAAAAUGAUGCUUCGUUUGGUAUUAGUGGUAGACCAUGGGAGUUCAAUUUGCGUGAUGCCAUGCGUUGGUUACAGCUUUUGUCAGAAGCCGAAAAGUAUACGUGCGUUUCUCCUGCUGAAUAUUUAGAGGUUGUAGUGCUACAUCGAAUGCGAACAGAUAACGAUCGUCAACGCGUUAUCGAGCUUUUUGAGCAAGUGUUCGGUGUUAAGUACGAACCACGCACAAUUAGUUCUGAGAUAGAUGUAAAUAUCUUGAAAGUUGGCCAUUCAUUUUUCACGAGGAAUUCGGUUACUCAAAGGACAGCAUUAGACAAUACCAAGUUGCUACAAUGCCAAUAUGACGUGCUUGAGUCCAUGAUUACUUGCAUAAACAAAAAUUGGCCUUGUAUCUUGGUAGGUCCUUCGGCUUCUGGUAAAACGUGUACUAUUCGACUUCUAGCCGCCGCUUGCGGUGCAGAGUUGAAGGAAAUGGCAAUUAAUUCUGAAAUUGACACCAUGGAUUUGUUGGGCGAAUAUGAACAGGUUGAUAUUUCUAGAAAGAUUUCUGCCUUUUUGUUGGACUUGUCCCAUGAAGUGUUAAAUCUUCUGAUACAGUACAGAGACUUUGAGGAAAUUCUCAAAAGAACGGCUCUUCUGAGAGUUUUACAAUCCAACUUUCUCACACUUGAUGAAGGUCUACAUAUCUUAGAGUGGGUAGUAGCCGAGAUUCGAUCUAUUCGACAUCAUACCGCCCUCUUUAAGCAUUUGCGCCCCUACUUUACGCUGGCUGGUAAGCUAAUUAAAGAAGCUUUUGUGCCUGCUACCGGAAAGUUUGAGUGGAUAGAUGGUUAUUUAUUAAGAGCUGUUGAAAAUGGUCACUGGUUGGUUCUCGAUAACGCCAAUCUUUGUAGUCCCGCUGUGCUUGAUCGUCUUAAUUCUUUAUUAGAGUAUGGAGGUACUCUAACCGUAAACGAAAGGCCAACGGAAUCUGGCAUGCCAAAAGUCAUUAAGCCGCAUCUUAAUUUUCGACUAUUUUUAACUGUGAAUCCUUACUAUGGAGAACUUUCUAGAGCAAUGAGGAAUCGUGGUGUAGAAAUUUAUAUGUUGAACAACGGUCUAACUUCUUUUGAUCAUCGUCAACUGUCCAAGUUAUUACCUUCCCCCAUAUGCUCUGCGGUAGAUGCUCGAUCAUCUAGCUUGUCUUUUGUUAUUGAUGUUCAUAAGCGUCUAAGGGAUUUACCAGCGGGUCUCGUUUCACCAUAUGUUGUAGCAGCUGUUGUCUUUAGCUAUUUCUCGAGCGAUCAGUUGGAUUGUCUAAGAAACCUUUGUGAUGAUCAGAAAAUGCUCGCAAUAGACAGAACACCUUAUGUAAAUGCGUUGGAUCGGGCCAAUUUUUCCAGUGGACAGAUCCCUAACGAGGUGCUUACCUAUAUUAAGACGUAUGGCUAUCCGUUAUUACCAGCAUCAAUGAGUCUUGUCUCCCUUAUGAAUGAUUUCUCAUUUAUAACAUCUUCUAAUCGUGAGUCGGAGGUAUUCUGGAAAGCUUAUUUACUCAACAUUCUUUAUGCUGCUCAGUUUGAUUUACAACAAAUUAAUCAAGACGUUUAUUCUUCUGUGCAGUCUGGUUCUAUUGAUACUUAUGUUCUAAAAAGUGCAUACGCAUUUUUGCAUGGAAUUUCUUAUUAUAGGGGUGCUUUGUCGUCGGUGUGGAAACUCUUGAAUGAUCUUAGCGUUUAUAUCUUCAACUCAAUCGACAAGUUACGUAAAGACAGCUCGUUAGCGAGUAGUGCGGAUCUUCAAAAUCUCAUUAGUUUGAUCGCGUUGUGGAAGAGCAUGUAUGAAUGGACUGGAACCGCUGAGUUUGAUUUCAGCAGGUUUCAUUGCUAUUCGUUAAUGCUUAAGGAAUGGUCAUCUAAGUUUAUUGCCGACCAUAAUUCAGGAUAUUUGGAUGCUCCUCUCAAUUUAAUCAAUAAAUUCUCUGAAGCCUUGCAGUUAUCUACUGGUGAAUAUAUGCAAAACAUCUGGUCCGAGUGCCAUCCUCUUGUACCUAAGACGAUGGAUCAUUGGUCAUUAUGGUUGAGAAUCGACACAUUGCUAAAGGAAUAUUUGCGUGCAAAUACUCCCUCUUUAGGUAUGGAGGCUACUGCUUCUCAUGUAGUUAGCACAACUCUAUCAUUGCUUAUGAAUGUAACAAAUCAGCACGAGUCUCAGGACCUACAGUCGUACAUGCAAAUUUUGGAAGAAGGUGUAUUAGCACUAAAAAAGUCCAAGCAAGACCAGCUUCCUGAAGCGUUUUAUUCAGCGUUCAAUUGUUUAGCGGCAUUAGAUCUGUUGACUAUAUAUACCGCCGAUUACAAUAAUUUUAAUGUUUCGUCAGAAGCAUUUACAAACUAUAUACGUGCUGCUCUGUAUACGAGAGGGUCAACAAGUCCAUUAUCUAUCAUCACGAGUCUCAACUUCAAUGCAUCUCAAAUCCCAUUUGUCGUCCUUUUUGAUUAUGACUUCUUUUCUCUGGUUAACGGAACCACGUUUGAUUUAGUCACACGUGCUUUUGCUUCAAUUGAUGAAAACCUGAAUAUAGCUUCUGUUAAAAGAUUUGAAGAUGUACGCCAGACAUUAAUGAGGCAUAUAGCUGAACGUUCCGAGCAACUUUCUGAAAAUCCUUUAGAAAGAGCUAGCAUUUUACUGCUACAGCGAAUUCCAAUGUUCAUGAUUUCUGGAAUCAAAAGUGGUAAACCAUCUGCUGAUGAGGAUACGAUUUUAAGGCCAUUAGCAUUACCAUAUGGAGAGUUGAAAGAGCAGUCCCUUUCCAUUAUCGAUAAUAUAUUGUCUUAUGCAGAAAGAACUACAGAUAUUAAUGCCUCAUACAAAAAACAUUUUCUGAAUGCAUUAGAAUAUCUGCAGUUGUCUUUGACAGCUGCUAAUCAUGAGACGGCUUGUAAGAAUCAAGCUGCUGCUUACAUUCAUUUUGCAUACGGGUUGUUACUAGCUUAUGUUCCUGAUAAGCCUUAUGAUCCAGCUCUUCUUCCUUUGUUAUCUUCCACAAACUGCAAAGACGUCUUGAAGGCGCUUUCUGGAGAGCUAAAGGUUGUGGAGAUGAUGGAAGAUAAUAAAUCUGGUAAAAAAGAAAACCUACUCACUAAAUCAAUUUCCUCGUGCAUGGAGGAAAUAAAUGAGUCUACUCCCACUACUACUAGUGUUUUCCGUUCCCUGGAAAGUAAUAGCACUUCUUUGUUUGACGAGUUGCAAUUCUUAAUGGACAACGUUGUGAAUAAUUCAUAUGCCCUUGAGUUAUCGUUAAAGCUUAUGCAAAAUCCAGAUGACUCGUCAUUGGAGGAGGCAAAAAUAUUUAAAUAUAAGUGGACUGCUUUUGUUGAACGGUUGCGUGAAGCAUAUCCUUAUUACACUGAUAUAUUUGAAAUUGUUAUUUCUCUGAUUAGUUAUAUGGUCUACGGCAUCGAUAUACUCGUGGCAGCGGCUAAGCGGUUCCUAGAUAAUCGGGUGAAUGCAUCCUCUUCUUUGAUGUCUCAUUUAGUUAGUCCUCAGAAACUUUCAAAACUUCUUAUGUAUGAAGAUGUGCAAGAUAUUAUACAAUUGACUUCGGACUUACAAUUGAAUGCCGCCUUAAAAUUUGAAGUUUUAUUAUUUGCAACAGCGAAACUAUGCAAGGAAAAGAAAGACCUUCCUCAGUCGUCUGCGGCUAAUUCAUUCACUAUUUUAGCAAACGAGUUUUUUACCUAUCAUGCCAAAUUAGUUCAGAAAGAGCAAGAAGAAGAGGAAGAAAAAAACAGACUUUUCCGACAAAGAGGCUUGAACCUUGAUAAUAAUGAGUACAUGCAGAUUUUUAUAGAUUAUGAUGAAGAAGUCGAACCACAACCAGAAGAGAAGCUAGAGAGGACUAGAUUUUCUCAGCUUCAAUAUGCAUUCUGGUCUCUGUAUAAAAGUUUUUUUAUCGGGACUGAAGAGGCAUGCUCUACCGACCAACUUCUAGACAUCGGCUCUUACUUGGUUAGGAAACUGGGACUUUCUGAUUUUGAAAAAUCGGUUCCUGCCGAUUUCGAUAUAGUGGCUGCCAUCCUCUGUUUAGGUGUUAAAUCUUCAAAGGACGUAGAUAACUAUUGGUCACCUCCUGUUUACAACUUUUACUCCGAUCCGCUUCCUUACAAAUUAAUUGAGGUUCGUGAGAUACUUGUUGGAUUACACUUACAUACGAAUUCGUUAUUGAAAUUAUGGCCAGACAAUUUUGUAUUGAGAAGUUUAAAAGAGGCUACCGACUUGACAUUAGGCAUGUCAGUUUUUAUUCCUGUAGCACAAAUGUUAGCAAAAUUUGAGCGUUUGUAUCAUUUAUUGUCAGAAUGGGAGAAGCUUGCCAGCCGGCAGUUUUCUCUGGAAAGUGAUAUGGAUCUAGUUAAAAGCAAGAUUAUUGAGUGGAGACAAUUUGAGCUAUCGAAUUGGAAAAAUUUAUUACAGUGGGAAGAGUAUAAACUUGUGGAGAAAACGUAUCCUCGACUUUACACUAUUUUGGAUUACGUUGUAUUGCAGCCUCUAUUCCAGAAGUAUAGUUUGGACAGGUCAUCUUUGAACGAAAUUGCUUCGGUAAUAUUGCAAUUUUUUAAUGGCUUGAGUGUUGGAGAAUAUCGUCCUUGCCUCAGUAAUUUGCUUACUUUCGCAAAACACGUGGAAGCCUUGAACGAAUCGGGAGGAUUGUGUGCUACUCUUCAACAAAUUUAUUCCUAUCUUAAGUUGUUUGAAAAUAAUGUAACCCACUUUAUUACUGUGCAGCGUCGAGAUUUAGAGAAUAGCAUAAAGGAAAGAAUAUUACUUAUGAGCUGGAAAGAUACUAAUGUCUAUGCUCUCAAGGAGAACGCCAGAAAGAGUCAUAUGGAGCUUUAUAAAACCUUGCAUAAAUACAGAGAGGUUUUGCGCCAACCUGUGACUCCUCAUCUGUCUCAAAAGCUUAAUUGGGAAAUGUUACUCAAACCAACUAGCUUAUCUAUUCACAAUUUUAAGGAUGAGGUGAAGGUGGAUUAUUCCGGUUUGACUCUUGAUAAUGCUGUCUACGCAAACUUGCCUGCCAGAUUUUACAAUACAGAGUCGACUGUACGAGUGAUGAAAUCACUUUUGAAAUUUUCUCACCCUGCUAAUACCUUGUUUACGCAAGCAAUUGAUGAAAUAGUUAGUAGCGCCCAUGAAUUGUUUAAGCUUACCCCAUCUUCUGCUAAUGAUGAGAAUAUAUCAGAGAUCAAACACUUGAAAACUCGAAAGCAUCUACUGAUGGUAAACGCUUAUAAGACCUUGCAUGCUUUUGGCUUCCAGUACAGAGUUAAGGCAGGAGUAGAAGAAACGAUGAAAUCUCUCCAAAAUCUGUUUUCGAAUAUACCUUCUUUCCCAAUAUCUUUCGAUUUGAUCGAUGAUUCAAACACGUCUCUUUCGACUGUUCUAGACUUGAUUCCCAAAGUGCAUCGACUCCCUGGUAAUCAGCAUGAUGACCUUACAACUCCAGAAGUUACAAGGGCUAUUGGACUUUUUGAUAGUGCCCUAAGCUGGUUGCUUGAAGAACGAUUGACCCUUGUCAAGUUUGCCGAAUCUUUGAAUCGUAUUAAGCUUGCAUAUCAAGGUGUUGGAGUUGAUGGAUCUUUGAAGCUUAACUUUACGGCAUCAUUAUUUAAACACUCCGAAAGUUUUAAUUAUAAAGACUUCAAAGAUUAUUUGAAGGAGCUAUCAAGUUUAUGUUCGAUUUAUUCUGUGGUUUUAUCAAAACAUCAUCAAAUAAUGUCAAAAGAUACUUAUGCUUCUGUGUCAAGUUGUUUGUCAGAGUACAGUACGCAGUUCACAGAAGAUACGAUUGGUUCACCAAACCCUCUGUUUAUAUCUAGUGAACAGUAUGAUUGUUUAGAAUCCAUGAAGAUGGCAGUAAAUGGUUUAGUUUGUUAUUGCAAAAAUCAUGCUUCUUCUAUGCCUGAAGCCUUGUAUUGGUCAAAAUCCAUGCUAUCUUCUGUGAAGCCAGAGUCUGCAUUUUUGGGCAAGAAGGUUACAGACUUAGAUAUUCGUUACUCUACAUUUGAGAAGUUAACUGCUUUAUUUGAUCAAUUACUGUCAUCGGCAGAGGAGGUUUCAAAAUGCGUUGAUUCCCUAGGAAACGAAAACACUGACAGUACUCUAUUUGAUGAAAGUGCUUUAGUUAGCAAGCUUCUAGCAUCAUUUAAGCUUGAUUUAUUCGCAUCUAAAUUGUCCGAUCUUAAAAAACAUUUUGAAGAUAAAUAUUUAGAUGAGGAUAGUACGCGUCUUUUCGUACACUUCCUCCCUGUAUGUGAGCAGUACAUCUUCUCAGCUGAGAAAGCUCUUACACAUUUCUUGGUUAAACAUGUGAAAGAGUCGCAAAGUUUGCAUAAGAUUGCAUCCUUGUUUUUGAUGGUGGCCACCAAUGGUUACUGUACUCCUGACAUUCCUCAAGACGAUAAUGUUCAGGAGGGCGGUAGUUUAGAAUCUGGUACUGGCCUUGGUUCUGGUUCUGGUGCAAAAGAUAUCUCAGAAACAUUGAAUGAAGAUGACGAUCUUGAAGAACUUGCAAAUGAAGAGGACACUAAUGAACAGGAUGAACUAGAAGAAAACUCCGAGGCUCGUGAACUUGAUACAGAAAUGAGUGGAGCCACUAAAGAUGCGCCUGCAUCUGACGCUGAAGAGAGCAAUUCAGAGGAAGAUGAAGAACUCGAUGAGGAGAUUAAUAAAGACAAUGAGGGGUUAUCCGAAGACUUAAACGAAAAGAUGUGGGAUGAACCCAAUGAAGAGGAAUUAGGUGCGAAUGAAGAAAAGUCGAACGAACAAUCUGUUCAGAACAAUACUGGCGAACUUGUUUCUAAAGAAGAAGAGAAUGGUGAUUCCAAUGAGCUGGAAACCUCGGAAAACGAGAAUAAAGAGGAAGAAAGUGACAAUGAAGCUCCAGGGGUUGAGGAUGAAGUUCAGCAAGAGGCUCCUGAAGAUAAUCAAAACCAACCAGAAAACAAUGAAGUUCUUGAGCUUCCGGAAGAUCUGAAACUUGAUGAAGGAAAUGAAGGAAAUGAAGAAGAAAGCGAUGGUGACGAAGAUAUGCCGGAGAACGUUGAAGAUACUAAAGAAUCGGAGGAAGCUGAAAAAGAAGAUACAGGAGAGCAGGUUGACCAGUUUGAAGAAUAUGAUGCACAAGACAAUAUCGAGGAAGAUAUAAAAGAAGAAGAUGGCUUUACUUCUCAAGAUGAUGCUGUGAACGGAGAAGAACAGCAAGAAUCGCAAGAAUCGCAAGAAGUGGAAGAAGCGGAAGAUAAAGAAUCCCUCGAAAACGAUAAAGGGCAUCAGGAAAGUGAACCUGAUGAGGAAGUUCCGGAAGAAAGUCAUAACGAAGAUGUUGCGGACGAUUUUAAAGAUAGUACGACUGGGCAGGACGAUCAAUCGAAGUCAGCAUCUGCUCAAAUGGAUACUGAUGAGACAGUUGAAGGUGCUGAUGAGGAUGUUACCGAAGGUGCUGCCGAGAAUGGUGAACAAGGAGCGGGUGCUACUGCUGGAGAAAUGCAAGCUGAUGUUCAAGAAACAAACGAUCAGGAAAAUAAAUUAUCAGACGAAGCGGACUCUGCUGAUAGACAGUAUCAAAGUCUUGGCGAUCAGUUGCGCGAGUGGCAACAAACUCGUCAAAUACAUGAGCGCCAACCGGAGAAUGCUGAGAAAGAAGCGGCUGACCAGCAAAAGAAUAUUGACGAAAGCACAGAAUUUGCCCACAUAGCUGAGGAAGAAGAAGAAGAUACUCAAGCUUUAGGCAACGCUGAUAAAGACCAAGUCAAAAGCCUCAAUGUAAAUGAGAAUCAAGAAGAUAUCAGCCCUCCUGAACCUAUGGAGAUUGACUCUCAACUAGAUUUGAACGAUACUCAGCUCAAAGAAGAACAGGAGGCGGGCGUAGAGUCAAAACAGGUAUCCGAAAGUACAGAUAAAUCAAAAUUUGAUGAAUUAAAUACUCGAAAUGUUAUUCAUCAACCUAAUUUUGAUCAAGGCUUGGAAGAAUACGAUGAUACAGAAGAUGCCUUAGUAAAUGAAGGUAUUAUCACGACAACCAAACUUCCUCCUUCCAUGUCAAUAGAUGAGGCUCGCGUGCUUUGGCAGCAGCAUGAAGAAUCUACCAGACAACUUUCUAUCGAACUUUGUGAACAACUUCGCCUGAUCUUAGAACCAACUCUAGCAACUAAAAUGCAAGGUGAUUUCCGCACGGGUAAGCGUCUGAACAUGAAACGUAUUAUCCCAUAUAUUGCAUCUCAGUUCAAGAAAGACAAGAUCUGGAUGCGCCGUGUAAAACCUAGUAAGCGAACUUAUCAAGUUAUGAUUGCAAUCGACGAUUCUAAAUCAAUGAGUGAAUCUAAGAGUACGAAGCUUGCUUUGGAAACUUUAGCGUUAGUGACAAAAUCUUUGUCUUUGCUGGAAGUUGGACAAAUUGCAGUAAUGAAGUUCGGCGAUCAGCCGGAAUUACUCCAUCCUUUUGACAAGCCUUUCUCUUCUGAAGUCGGUGCUGAAAUGUUCUCACACUUCUCUUUUGAGCAAUCUGGAACAAAUGUUUUAUCUUUAACUGAUGCAUCCAUGCGCCUGUUUAAUUACGCCAGUACUAACUUGCAGGUGCGCAAUAAGACCGAUCAAAGACAGCUUGAAAUUAUUAUUUCUGAUGGUAUCUGUGAAGACCAUGAAACUAUUCGAAGGAUUCUUCGACGUGCUGAAGAAGAAAAAGUGAUGAUCGUUUUUGUUAUCCUUGACAAUGUUAACGAUAUGAAAAAAUCAUCCGUGCUGGAUAUCAACAAAGUUCACUACAUUACAAAAGAUGAUGGAACUAUGGAACUGAAUAUUCAACCGUACAUUGAUGAAUUUGCUUUCGAGUACUACUUGGUAGUCAGGAACAUAGAAGAACUUCCUCAAUUGUUAUCUUCUGCUUUACGACAAUGGUUCCAACAAAUGUCUAAUACAUAAUCACUUCCAUUUCUUUUUUAUUUUUUUGUUAAAAUAUAUACUAAGAAAAACAUAAACCUAUAUUAAAAAGGAUUUUUGGGUUGGUUUGGAAAUUUUGGAAAUUAUAAAUUAAUUUAAUAAAUAAUCAUAUUUGAUCAUUAUAAA